GAUUCUAAUUGUUCGUUUGCGUGAAGCAACUUAACCUGUCGGACUGGUGCACCACACAGAGACAUGCCCUAUAAAGCUGAUGGAUAGCAACUGAAGCACACAUUUCUUAAAGUAUCCAAUAAAAUGGAUGCUUUCAUUAAUAAGACCAAAGCCGAGGUGACACUGCUGAAGGCACUUCGAUUUGGCGUUCUGCUUCUUCUGGGUGCCUACAUCUUUUGCUGGAAUAAGGACUGCAUAGAGUCACACCACUUGUUUUUUAAAGAGUUAACUCACAAAAAACAAACCCACAGUCAUGGCAGAGUAAAAAGGAAUGCCAUAGGAAACGGUUCUGCAGCAAAUUGCUCCACACAAUCGGUGGACAUAUUCCUCUCAAUUAACAAUCCAAGGAUUACACCAAUAGAUUUAGUUAAUCAACUGAGGAAUGCUUUGGAAAAUGUUCUCUUACCAUUCAAUAUCACAGAGGAUUUGAUGCUGGUGGAAAGUUUAAAUUUGACCACAGCCUGCUAUAAAAACUCUACUGGAGGAUAUCAGUGUCACUGUGAGGAGGAGUUAUUAUGGUCAGAAGACAUUUGUGACACUUUUGGUGCAUGCAAUGCUCAGACACAAACGUGCGACUGCGUUAACGGGAUUCCAUUUGAGCAGUUCUGUAAACCAAGGAUCACCACACCUUCAACACAGCAAAUUACAGCGACAGUGGACAUUGUCCUUACGUUGAGCCCUCCACAACUCGAUGACAAUCUACAGCCAUUAGAUAUCGUUGAUCUUUUAAGAUCUGCUGUUGAUGAUGUCUCGGUACAAUUUGAGAUUGCAGAUAAUUUAACACUAACAAGCUGGAAUUUGACCACAGCCUGCUAUCCAAACUCUACGGGAGUACAAAAGUGUCAGUGUGAGGAUUUGUUUGGAUGGUCAUGUGACAUCUGUGACACUUUUGAUACAUGCAGCAAUGACAGUACACCAACAUGUGACUGCAUUUUUGGAAUUCCUUCAUUUGGGCAGUUCUGUGAACCAAUUUCAACUCUUCCUCCGUGUGAACUACAAAUAAUAGAAGCGACAGUGGACAUUGUCCUCAGGGUGAAGCCUCCACCAUCCGACAAUGAUCUACAGCCAUUAGAUAUUGUUGAUCUUUUGAGGGCUGCUGUGGAUAAUGUCUCUAUACCAUUUGAGAUAGAAGAUGAUUUAACCCUAACAAGCUGGAAUUUGACCACAGCCUGCUAUCCAAACUCUACGGGAGGGCGACACAAGUGUCAGUGUGAGGAUUUGUUUAGAUGGUCAUGUGACAUCUGUGAGACUUUUGAUACAUGCAGCAAUGACAGUACACCAACGUGUGACUGCAUUUUGGGAAUUCCUUCAUUUGGGCAGUUCUGUGAACCAAUUUCAAUUCUUCAUCCGUGUCCACCACAAAUAACAGAAGCGACAGUGGACAUUGUCCUCAGGGUGACGCCUCCACCAUUCGAUGAUGAUCUACAGCCAUUAGAUAUCAUUGAUCUUUUGAGGGCUGCUGUGGAUAAUGUAUCUGUACCAUUUGAGAUAGCAGAUGAUUUAACACUAACAAGCUGGAAUUUGACCACAGCCUGCUAUCCAAACUCUACGGGAGGACGACACAAGUGUCAAUGUGAGGAUUUGUUUAGAUGGUCAUGUGACAUCUGUGCCACUUCUGAUACAUGCAGCAAUGACAGUACACCAACGUGUGACUGCAUUUUGGGAAUUCCUUCAUUUGGGCAGUUCUGUGAACCAAUUUCAAUUCUUCCUCCGUGUCAACAUGGACCAGAAGUGACAGUGGACAUUGUCCUCAGGGUGACGCCUCCACCAUUCGAUGAUGAUCUACAGCCAUUAGAUAUCAUUGAUCUUUUGAGGGCUGCUGUGGAUAAUGUAUCUGUACCAUUUGAGAUAGCAGAUGAUUUAACCCUAACAAGCUGGAAUUUGACCACAGCCUGCUAUCCAAACUCUACGGGAGGACGACACAAGUGUCAAUGUGAGGAUUUGUUUAGAUGGUCAUGUGACAUCUGUGCCACUUCUGAUACAUGCAGCAAUGACAGUACACCAACGUGUGACUGCAUUUUGGGAAUUCCUUCAUUUGGGCAGUUCUGUGAACCAAUUUCAAUUCCUCCACUGUGUGACCCACAAAUGACCGAAGCGACAGUGGACAUUGUCCUUACGUUGAGCCCUCCACAACUCGAUGAUGAUCUACAGCCGUUAGAUGUCAUUGCUCUUUUGAGGGCUGCUGUGGCGGAUGUCUCUGUACUAUUUGAGAUUGCAGAUAAUUUAAUACUGACAAGCUGGAAUUUGACCACAGCCUGCUAUCCAAACUCUACGGGAGGACGCGAGUGUCAGUGUGAAGACUCGUUUGGAUGGACAUGUGACAUCUGUGACACUUUUGAUACAUGCAGCAAUACCAUGACACCAACCUGUGACUGCAUUUUUGGUAUUCCUCCAUCUGGGGAGUACUGUGAACCGGUUUCAUUUCUUCCUCCGUGUCAACAUGGACCAGAAGUGACAGUGGACAUUGUCCUCAGGGUGACGCCUCCACCAUUCGAUGAUGAUCUACAGCCAUUAGAUAUCAUUGAUCUUUUGAGGGCUGCUGUGGAUAAUGUAUCUGUACCAUUUGAGAUAGCAGAUGAUUUAACCCUAACAAGCUGGAAUUUGACCACAGCCUGCUAUCCAAACUCUACGGGAGGACGACACAAGUGUCAAUGUGAGGAUUUGUUUAGAUGGUCAUGUGACAUCUGUGCCACUUCUGAUACAUGCAGCAAUGACAGUACACCAACGUGUGACUGCAUUUUGGGAAUUCCUUCAUUUGGGCAGUUCUGUGAACCAAUUUCAAUUCUUCCUCCGUGUCAACAUGGACCAGAAGUGACAGUGGACAUUGUCCUCAGGGUGACGCCUCCACCAUUCGAUGAUGAUCUACAGCCAUUAGAUAUCAUUGAUCUUUUGAGGGCUGCUGUGGAUAAUGUAUCUGUACCAUUUGAGAUAGCAGAUGAUUUAACCCUAACAAGCUGGAAUUUGACCACAGCCUGCUAUCCAAACUCUACGGGAGGACGACACAAGUGUCAAUGUGAGGAUUUGUUUAGAUGGUCAUGUGACAUCUGUGCCACUUCUGAUACAUGCAGCAAUGACAGUACACCAACGUGUGACUGCAUUUUGGGAAUUCCUUCAUUUGGGCAGUUCUGUGAACCAAUUUCAAUUCCUCCACUGUGUGACCCACAAAUGACCGAAGCGACAGUGGACAUUGUCCUUACGUUGAGCCCUCCACAACUCGAUGAUGAUCUACAGCCGUUAGAUGUCAUUGCUCUUUUGAGGGCUGCUGUGGCGGAUGUCUCUGUACUAUUUGAGAUUGCAGAUAAUUUAAUACUGACAAGCUGGAAUUUGACCACAGCCUGCUAUCCAAACUCUACGGGAGGACGCGAGUGUCAGUGUGAAGACUCGUUUGGAUGGACAUGUGACAUCUGUGACACUUUUGAUACAUGCAGCAAUACCAUGACACCAACCUGUGACUGCAUUUUUGGUAUUCCUCCAUCUGGGGAGUACUGUGAACCGGUUUCAUUUCUUCCUCCGUGUCAACAUGGACCAGAAGUGACAGUGGACAUUGUCCUCAGGGUGACGCCUCCACCAUUCGAUGAUGAUCUACAGCCAUUAGAUAUCAUUGAUCUUUUGAGGGCUGCUGUGGAUAAUGUAUCUGUACCAUUUGAGAUAGCAGAUGAUUUAACCCUAACAAGCUGGAAUUUGACCACAGCCUGCUAUCCAAACUCUACGGGAGGACGACACAAGUGUCAAUGUGAGGAUUUGUUUAGAUGGUCAUGUGACAUCUGUGCCACUUCUGAUACAUGCAGCAAUGACAGUACACCAACGUGUGACUGCAUUUUGGGAAUUCCUUCAUUUGGGCAGUUCUGUGAACCAAUUUCAAUUCCUCCACUGUGUGACCCACAAAUGACCGAAGCGACAGUGGACAUUGUCCUUACGUUGAGCCCUCCACAACUCGAUGAUGAUCUACAGCCGUUAGAUGUCAUUGCUCUUUUGAGGGCUGCUGUGGCGGAUGUCUCUGUACUAUUUGAGAUUGCAGAUAAUUUAAUACUGACAAGCUGGAAUUUGACCACAGCCUGCUAUCCAAACUCUACGGGAGGACGCGAGUGUCAGUGUGAAGACUCGUUUGGAUGGACAUGUGACAUCUGUGACACUUUUGAUACAUGCAGCAAUACCAUGACACCAACCUGUGACUGCAUUUUUGGUAUUCCUCCAUCUGGGGAGUACUGUGAACCGGUUUCAUCUCUCUCUCCGUGUCCAGAAGAAGGUAUUGUACUAUUGUAUAAUCUUUGUUGUAAAUUGACCUUGAAACUGGUAAUUGCCCCAACUUGUCACAUUAUGGGCAGGAAAGUUAUCUUGCUCUCACUUUCUCUCACUUUUCUUUCACCCCAACCUGGCUUUGAAUAG
This is a messenger RNA of Syngnathus typhle (broad-nosed pipefish), 4425 nucleotides long. RefSeq lists its product as uncharacterized. The record is from RefSeq and is a predicted model, not a curated record. Lineage: Eukaryota; Metazoa; Chordata; Actinopteri; Syngnathiformes; Syngnathidae. Bases 124 to 4425 code for a protein of 1433 amino acids. The transcript is spliced from 36 exons.